Betta splendens (Siamese fighting fish) is the source of this 6362-nucleotide messenger RNA. It is a transcript of the gene rsf1a, whose product is annotated as remodeling and spacing factor 1a. The record is from RefSeq and is a predicted model, not a curated record. The transcript is spliced from 18 exons. Gene Ontology annotation, cellular component: RSF complex. Bases 515 to 4318 code for a protein of 1267 amino acids. Lineage: Eukaryota; Metazoa; Chordata; Actinopteri; Anabantiformes; Osphronemidae. Gene Ontology annotation, biological process: regulation of DNA-templated transcription.
CGACACUUGAAACCGGAGGAGAAGGGGGCCACCGCUACCAUCAUCACCAUGAUGACGAAAACGGUGCGCGUGCGUGCGUGCGUGUGUGUAAACGUGUGUAUGUGUGUGUAUGUCUCGCUCCCCCUCUCUCUCUGUGUGUGGCGGCAGCAGCAGCAUCGCACCGAGGCUGAGUCCGCGCUUUACUGGACCAGAGUCACAGUUUCCUAGAAGGAGUUUGUCCAGUGGAAACGGAGCCCGAUACCACGAAGCUAACCCCGCUUCAUUUACCGUUGUGUUCGCAGUUAGGAGGUUCGGCUCCGCGGGCUUCCAGCCAGGGUCGAGUGCCAGGCUCAUAAUGUUGAUGCGUUAACACCAAACUUGAGUUCCUAAAGCACUUGUAGAGCUUCAUGUAAAGCUGCUCCGAAAACUGGGGAGGUCUGUGUCCUCUGACCGCUGGGAGAAACAUCUGGCUAAGGUUUGCCAGGAGCUAAACAGCACUUGGGCUUGGGAGCUGGAACGGAAAGGCUACCAGGAGAUGUCCAUAGAAUGCAAGUCUAGUAUUCUCAAAUAUCUCUGCGAGUGUCAGUUUGAUGACAACCUCAAAUUCAAGAUGGCCAUUAAUGAGGAGGAUCCUGAGAAGAUGCGUCUGCAGCCCAUAGGCCGGGACCGCCAGGGUCUCAUGUACUGGUUUCAGCUGGACCAGGAGCAGAACAUCCGGCUCUACACAGAGGAGCAGGAUGACUUGGAUGGAUCCACGUGGACGUGCAUUGUCAGGACUCGUAAUGACCUGGCCGAGGCUCUGGAGCUGUUGAAGGCCCAAAUUGAUCCUUAUCACAAUAAGGAUUGUGACCGGAACCAGAACCAGGCUGAAUGCAGGAGCCCCAAAGACAAAGAUGCAGAGUUUGGAGCCAGGCGGGAAUCCAAACCUGAACCCUCCAUGAGCCCAGAGGAAGACACUGGCACUAAGAAGCUUGACCCUGCGAAGGAAGAGAAAUCUCUAAAAGUGCUAAAGCAGGAGCAGAUGCUGCCUAUUAAACAGGAACCCACUGAAGCCAGCGUAAAAGAAGAGAAGGACCACAGUCAGCUUGUGUUUGAUAACCGCGUGAGCACCAUCACCUCCAUCAGAUCAGAACCUAGGGAAUCCCAAACUCCCAAAAACGUUGUCUCUGUCGUCAUGGUGCCCAGCGUAGCGGUGACCAAGCAGGAAGUGAGCAAAAAAGAGGAGGCAGAACGGGCAGUCGUCAGAAGCAGUCAGCAGGCUAAAAUACCACUAAAGAAGAGGGAGCUUAAGCUUGCAGAGAGCUUCCACAGCAACCACCUGAAGAACAACAACAACAACAACAACUGCAGCAGCAGUAUUAUUGUUUGUAACCCAUCUGUGAUCCAGACUAAGGACACUCAUGGAAAAGAUGGGAAGUUGCUGAGCUCAUUGGCGCCUCCUGGUGGUCUAGUGUCCUUCCCACAGCAGCAUCCACGAGUAGCCACUGCCUCAAGGCAAGAACUGACCAACGGGAGAGAACCUCUCCUCCUCCCACACAAAGAGGGACAAAAUGGAGUCAUAGGCCAAGUGGGUGUAGUGGGUCACGUUGGGGUUAUUCGUAGCCCGUCUGAGCAUCACAGAAGCCUUGGUUCUGAUGGACUAAGUCUAGACCACACAGGGUGCAGAGGGGUGGAUGAGAGGGAGGUCGGUCGGCAGUCAGUACUAGUGAGGAAAGGACCUGUUGACAGGGAAUCACCAGAAGCAGCAACAGCUCUUCAUCCUCACACAGUGACUGAAGCUCAGACGGCUGGAAAAAUCCCUGAAGGAAUCAAGAUGAAAUCAGUCUGUGUAUCAUCUCAGUCAGACUUGACACAGGAAACCCAAAGACAGUCAGCAGAGGAGCAGUUAGUAAUGGGGAUGAAUAUUGGCCUCUUUGCUGAUCAGCAGAAGGAUGAUGACGUGGAGGAAGGCGAGGAGAAGCGUUACCAUGAAAGAAAUGAAAGCACUUUAGGAAAGGUGGAAGGAGAAUCAGGGAGCACAGGUCCACCACUCAAACUAGAGACAGAGCUCCAUGAAGAUGGGCUCAAUGGGAGAUUGGCAUCCCUGGUGCAGGUCAAGGAUGCUGGUGCAGAGGUGAGGCAGCGACCACUGGAGGAAGCCUCCUCUGAACUCCAGAAAGAAGGAAUCAGGCUAAAGAUUAAAAUCCCCCCUCACCGGAGAAAUAAGUUGAGGGGAAAAGGAACAAAGGAGGAAGACAAGGCUUUGCGCAGAUCUGCAAGGAUUUGCAGCUCAUCUGCUUUGCCAACCUGCAGGCCGAGCUCGAAGGCUGCGGAGAGCCAGACAAAGAAGCCGCAAAUGAAGCAGGUUCUGUCCAGCAGAUCAAGAGAGGAAGAUGAGGAGGAGGAAGAUGAGGAGGGUGAGCAGAGUCAAACAAUGAGGAGAGAGAGAAACAGUCAAGCUGUUGGUCAGAUAAGGAAGCAAAGGGGUAAACGGAGGCAUCGACGCCCUCGCUGGUCCAACAUCCGUUCAAAGAGGCGCCGACUCAGUGGGGGAGGAGAGGGGGAGGAAGGGGGGAAAAAAGGCGGAGAAGAGGAAAGCGAAGGGAGCAACUCUGAGGACUCGUGUAAAUCUGAGGAGCAUCCCAGUGAGGACGCCUGCACCCACUGUGGCCUGCCCAACCACCCUGAGCUGAUCCUGCUGUGCGACUCCUGUGACAGUGGAUACCACACAGCCUGUCUGCGGCCGCCACUCAUGUUGAUCCCAGAUGGAGAAUGGUUCUGUCCGCCAUGCCAACAUAAGCUGCUGUGUGAGAAACUGGAGGAGCAGCUGCAGAAUCUGGACAGUGCACUGAAGAAAAAAGAGAGAGCUGAGAGGAGGAGGGAGCGGCUGGUUUAUGUGGGAAUCAGCGUAGAGAACAUUAUUCCUCAGGGAGACGACGAGGAGGAAGAAGAGGAAAAGUCUGCCAAGAAAAAGGAUUCUAAAAAGAGCAAAAAUCUGGGAAGAAGGUCAACCAGGACCAGAAAACACAUCAGCUACAGGUUUGAUGAUUUCGAUGAUGCCAUUGAUGAGGCCAUAGAGGAGGACGCUGGGGACAUCUGUGCUGGAGCAGGACGAGGCAAAGACAUUACCGCUGCCAUCCUGUCGGAGGAGGGGAGGGAGAGUCGCCGGCCAAUCAGAAGCCAGUGUCGCCCUGCCAGGAACAGGAAGAAGCGGAGACUCAAUGACCUGGAGAGUGACAGCACGGCAGCAGAAAGUGAGGACGAGUUCAUGCUCAGCAACAGCUCAGAGGAUGAGGAUUUUGGGGUAUCGGGAGCAGAUGAUUAUGAUGAGGAUGACGAAGAAAGGGGCAGUGACGUGGGCAGCUGGGACAGUAAGACCCGGCCCAGACGGACCGUGAAAGGAGUGAGAAAGCACCGAGCAGGCAGGACGGAGCACAGGGGCCGCAAGCGAAUGAGGCGGCAGCGGCGGCACUCGUCCGAGGAAGAAGAGGAAGAAAGUGAUGAAGACAUGGACUCGGACCAGUUCAGCGACAUGACUGACAGCGAGGCCGACAGGAAGAGACACGGUCUGAGGCGAGGCCAGCGCCAGCAGGUCAACUACCGCGAGACGUCGGCCUCCUCGGACAACUCCAGCCCCAGGGACAAGACGCCGGCACGCGGCAGGAAGGAGCGUCUGUCCAGCGACUACAGCGACGCGUCACCGUCUUCCAAAGACUCGGAAGAGGAGGAGGAUUAUAUAGACGAAGAAGAGGAUGACCGGAGGAGAGUGAGCAGGAGAAGACAGGAUGAAGAUCUCCGGAGGAGGAGGACGAGAGAAAAGCGGAGGAGAUACGCGGAAGAUAGAGACAGACGGAGGCAAAUGAGAAGCAAAAUAGAGGACAGAGACAGACAGAGGAGGUUAAAGAGGACAAGCAGAGAGGAGGAGCAUGUGGAGAACAUGGGCCGAGGCAAGAGGAGAGACAUUCUGUCACAGCAGCGGCGCAGGAGACUCGCACAGAUGCUGAAGAAACGGCGCCCAUCGACGGACGAGUCUGAGUCCGAGGACUCUGAGUCUGAGUCGUCAUCGGAAGAAGAUCGUCCAGUCCGCAAAAGGCUCAACCGCAUCGACUCUGACGAUGAAGAGGAGGAUGAGGAGGGAGGGCAGAAGAUGAAGAGGGACGACAGUGAUGCUCAGGUAAAGGGGAGGGGCCUCAGCCUGUCCCCCACAAACGGACAUCGGACUGCCAGAGGCCCAGCUGCGCCUGUGUUGAGCAAGGACAGUGUGGGGUCAGACAUGCUGGGGAGGCACAACGGCCCCUUGCAUCCGGAGGAGGAGGAGGAGGACUCGUUAAACUCUACACACCACAGUCCACAGUCAUGAUCCCUGGUCUAUGAAGCAACGCUCAUGUUUUGUUUCAGCUGUCCUUCAUCAGGUCACUUCCUCCUCCUCAUGUCGUGGUACAGUUCUAUCUGCACGCUGCUCACCAGUACCUGUGUCCUUUCGCCAUCUGCACUGCUCACUCAGCCAUCGUGACCUUUGCUCUCUGGGGAUCACACCCAGGAAGCUGUUUGUGGUGUAUUUCAUCCUGAAGCACUUCAUUAUUCUCAUAGCACUUAAAAGAACAGAACCAGUGUGAAACUCAAUGCUUGGGGGGGGCUCUUGACUUGCUGCUCUUAACAUGCAAAAAUUGUGGGUUUGGUUUUUCUUUGAUUUCUGCCUUAGAUAGUGGAUGUGAGCGCGUUUGUGCUUCUCUGCUGUGGUUGCAAACGACCACAAACCAUUAAAAUUAAUAAUAAUUAUUGAACACAGAUGUUUAAAAGUGGCAUCAUGGUGAUUUAUUUCUUUGGGAUGUCUGUACUGUGUUAUGCUUUAGUGAACUGAACUAAAUGGGUUAUUGUUAAAUGCAGACUGGGUGGAUCCAGCUCGGAGUCUGAUCUCAAACAUGUUGACUUUCACGCUGGUCGCUGUUUGCUGUACAGAACUUUGCCUCUACACUGUUUCUUGUAAGAUAAUAGAUGUUCUCUUCUCUUAGUCCGCUUGUAAAGUAUAGUGUUCUAUUUUCUAUAUGAAGGAGAGCCGGUGUGAUGCUACUGUGAGUCAUGUUGGAGCUGAGAGUCGUAACUGGUUUGGUUCAUUUCCCACCCACACAGAAGGAACAGGAGCGUCAGGUUCCUGUUACCUGGAGGUAGCAGAUGGAGAGAAGUCGUUCAGUCACAUCACUGUUUGGGUUCAGAUGAAGCGUUGAGUCAGUGUUCAAUGUUUGUGUGAUCCUGUAGAAAAUCCAGGAUCAGGCUUUUAAGCAGACGUGGAUGAUGGUUAUCAAGGUUUACUCUGAGGAGUAAAGAGAAAACAGAGAGUAAACAGAGAACCCUCUGUUCUUCACCUGCUGCUACAAAAGGUGGUUCAAGUUCACUAAUAACUAACAACACAGGAUGUUUGUAAUACGUGAUUUUGUUAAUAUAUGAGAAUGCGAAAUUAAAGAAAAGAAAAUCUGCAGCUGGUUAAUCAGUGAAAACGAUCAAAGCAGCUGUGAACAAGUUGUUUGAGGUAAAAUCCCCCAAAGUGUUCAAAGCAAACUACACAUUAAAUGUCCCAUCUUCCUGACACUUUAUUUUCAAUUUAAGAUGCAUUUUUCAGUUUGAUUCAGUUUGAAGAUUUAAUGAUAUGACCAAAAACCACCAAACAUCCGUAAAGUGAAACCUGCUGAUUUGAGUUAAUGAUCAUGUGUCAGAUAAAACACAUCUGACUGAGUCUGUGUUUUUAGAACCACAGAAGAUGUCAAGUUUGUUCUUUAUUGCAGUUUAAAUCAAUGUGUGUCGUCUGUGACGUGAUCUCACACCAGAAUCCUUCUGAAUCAUUUUGAAGAGUCCAGCAUGCUGUGAUGACAGAAGGGGAUUUAAAUAUAGACUUAAGAAAAAAUUUGAACUUAAUGAAAAAAAAAUUUGUUUGGUUUUUACUUACAAAUGUGACUUGGUCCUGAGAUGGUUCAGGUCUGUCAUCAGAUUGAACAUCUUUGACUCUGGGUUUUAAGAGCUGUUUCAGAUUCUGCUCCUGUUCUCUUCACAACAUUGGUCCUGGUGUGAAAUUAUGUUUAGGGAAGUUCUCAGCUGUGCUCCUCAUGCUCAAUAUCAAGAUUUUAUUCAGAUUUACAGUAAAUAACUUUUUUUAUGCUGUUUUUUCAGUGCUACAAUUGGUGAUAAAACAAUUGUCUGUCUGUUAAAGACAAAAAUAAUCUGCUGACUUGUUUGAGCAGUAAUGAUUAACGUGUGUUUAGCUGAUGUUCGGCUCAUCUGGACUCAAACAGGCUCCACUGGACAUAAAUAUGGCUCCUCUCAUGUUUCUGUUGUACUGUUACUGUAGUUUCACUGUAACAAAUGUUUUCUAAGUUAUUAAAAACAACAUUCAACAGAUCUCCUCAAAAACA